AUGGAGUAUUGCAAGCCGUUGGCAACUCCUAUGCAUGUUUCGAAGUCUAGUACUGCUGAGGAUUCUUUGCUUGAUGAUCCUUCGUCCUAUCGACAACUUGUUGGUUCCUUGAUGUAUAUGUUGGUCACGCGUCCUAAAAUUUCGUUUUCUAUUAAUCGUAUGUGUCAGUUCAUGCAUUGUCCUACUCAACAGCAUUAUGCUGCUUUGAAGCGGUUGCUUCGUUAUGUUAAGGGGACACUUGAUAUUGGUUUGCGAUUGGCAGGAUCGUUGGCCUCAACUGUUCAUGCCUUCUCGGAUUCUGAUUGGGCUGGUUGUUAG
Ipomoea triloba (trilobed morning glory) is the source of this 318-nucleotide messenger RNA. RefSeq lists its product as uncharacterized. The transcript has a single exon. Lineage: Eukaryota; Viridiplantae; Streptophyta; Magnoliopsida; Solanales; Convolvulaceae. Bases 1 to 318 code for a protein of 105 amino acids. The record is from RefSeq and is a predicted model, not a curated record.